Entamoeba invadens IP1 is the source of this 528-nucleotide messenger RNA. RefSeq names its product ADP-ribosylation factor, putative. Gene Ontology annotation, biological process: intracellular protein transport; vesicle-mediated transport. Lineage: Eukaryota; Evosea; Mastigamoebida; Endamoebidae. The transcript has a single exon. The coding region runs from base 1 to 528 and encodes 175 amino acids. Gene Ontology annotation, molecular function: GTPase activity; GTP binding. The record is from RefSeq and is a predicted model, not a curated record. Gene Ontology annotation, cellular component: cytoplasm.
AUGGGUAAUUGUUUUAGUAACCAUUUUGGCAAAAACAAACGUGUUUGGGUUUUAAUGAUAGGUCUUGAUGCUGCUGGGAAAACGACAAUAUUGUACAACCUAAAAUUUAACGAAUAUGUUGAUACUAUACCAACAAUAGGAUUUAAUAUUGAGGAUGUUCACUACAAAAGAAUCGUUUUUAAUGUGUGGGAUAUCAAUGGAAGCUCAGGUAUACGACCAUUGACACGUCAUUACUAUAGUAAAACACAAGCUAUAAUUUAUGUGAUAGACACAAACGACCAGGACCGCAUUAAUGAAGCAAAAGAAUUUGUUCAUCAGUUUUGUAAAGAUGAAGAAAUCAUGAACGUGCCAAUUCUUUUCUAUUUGAAUAAAAUUGAUUUGCCAAAUGCUUUGGCUAAACAAGAAAUCAUUGAUAAAAUGGAACUUCAAUCAAUAGUCGGACAUGAGUGGGCGUGCCAAGAAUGUUGUGGAACAACUGGGUAUGGCUUAUAUGAAGGACUCAACUGGUUAUAUUCAAAAUUCAUUUAA